AUGUGGAAAAAUAUUCUAUGCGUCUUAGUUUCGUGUGUUAAUAUAACACUCGCAUUUCAAGGUCGCCUCUUUGGUGUUGAUACGUCAUCAAUACGAAACACUUCUUUCGUUCAAAUACUAGACAAUUCUCCGAAAUAUGAUCGUUUGUUGUAUCUCAAUCGUGCAUCUUUUGCAGGCCCAGCCACUGCAAUAAGAAACAUUCAUAAUGAAACGUAUUCUGCAACAUACUAUACAUCUGAUUCAUUCGGUGUACCACAUUACUUUCUAUUCACUAUUGAUGUCAAAAAACCACUGAAACUACUCAACAAUGUAUCAAUAAAUGGGCCUGGUUAUGGAUCAUUUUGGCAGAUAGCAGAUGACGAAACACGACUUGUUGGCAUUCGAGAGUCUGCUCAUUCUGGCGCUACUCUCGAAGUAGCGGCACUUGAUCAAACAACAGGCCGAGUGAAUACAAUUGGCUUGUAUCCAUACGGUUCCUAUAGUCUCGUUAUGGGAUUUGCGCGCCAGCGUCGCAUCUAUUACAACGUUAUUGAAGCACUGUUUUGCGGAGUUAAUGUUGACACAGGCAAGUUAGACGUUCAAAUACGUAUGCCAAAUGAUUACGCGAUUUAUGCACUGAUUUAUGAUCCGACAAAAGAUCGCUUAAUAUCACUUGUUUAUUCUGGUAAAAUUGUCGACAAAGCUUGGUUUAUUGCAUCGAUUAUCGUUGACACAAGUUCAGCAACACUGAAAUUUGAAAGGAUUGGAAACUCAGUAAUACCAAUGGACGGAAAUCAUUUCUGGUCAACCACGUAUACAUUAGCUGUGAAAGAACGACAAUGGAUUACAUUAUGGUCGACGGGAAAUACAGCCGAUGGCAAGACGUUGAUCACAUUCGAUAUCGAUACCGGAGAUAUUACUCAUAAGCAAAUCAUAAAUAAUUCGAAAUAUUUGAAUAAUCUUGUUUAUUUCGAUUAA
Messenger RNA from Adineta ricciae, 957 nucleotides. Lineage: Eukaryota; Metazoa; Rotifera; Eurotatoria; Adinetida; Adinetidae. The record is from the annotation of a GenBank genome assembly.